CUAAAUUUACAACACCUUGGACGCGACGCAGUUCAGACCCCGCCCCAACAACAAGAAGCCAUUUUCUAUUCAUGCUCUCUCUCUCUCUCUCUGGACUAUGGGUAUUGGUCUUUCCUCAUUUUCACUCUGAGUCGCUUUGCUGCUAUCCUCUUCCUCCUAUAAGGAAGCUGAACAAACCCACUCUCUCUAUUUAAUUUAAAACAAACAACCUUCCUCUUCUGGAUUCUUACUCCCCUCCUCUCUCUCUCCAUCUUAAUACCCGGAAGUCUGUUUCCUUUUUACCUUUUAUGGUCGUCUCCUUUCUGUUUCCUACCUUUUUUGGGCUCUCUGUAAAACUCCCAACUUUGCACGCUUCUUCUUCAGGCUCCCAAAAAGAAACUCUCUUUUUUGAUUCUGUCUUCUGAUUCUUCUUCAUCUGGCAUCAACAUGGAGGAAUGGAGGAGGAGCGGACAAAUACCGGCUUUCGGAGACUGGAAAACCGCGAACGAACUGCCAAUCACCCAGUAUUUCGAUUGCGCUAGGCAGGCUGGCCUCAUUCGUUACAGUAACUCCUCCGGCGAAUGCGACCGCCCCCUCGCCGCCGCCGCCGAUCACCAUCGUUUUUACGCCGCCGCUGAUUAUCAGAAGCCUACGCCGGCCCCACCUUGCCACAAUCACACCCAGCGAAAGACAAGAUUGAGAGAGAAGCGAGGUGCGGCGGCGCCACCAGCGGCGCAUGUUAAGGACAGGAAGCAUGGCAGAGUUCGUGACGCGACGGAACCCACGGCGGCGGAGCCGCCACGCAAGCCACAACGUCAGCACAACCACAAGCAGAAACAUUCGUCAACAACCUCCAACGACGCCGUUCCACAGCGGCCCAGGGUUCCGGUCAGGCCUCCCAAGGCGGUCGACGAGGACCUCUACAAAAUCCCACCUGACCUAUUGCGCCGUUCUUCCAAAAGGACGAAAGUGCCAGGGUUCCUGGCAUGCUUCGUACCAUCUGCUUGCGCUUCUUAGAGGCAGUGGGGACUGGGAAUGCUCAUCAGACGGUCGAAGCUUGACCAGCUCAGCAAAUCUUAGCUGGCUGGGGCUGCUGCUACUAACCCAUUGGAGGGACCAGGAGCCUUUUGAGAGGAUUACCGAAGUUACCUUGUAGUGUCUAACAUCUUUCUGUACAAUGCGAUGUAAUAUAGUAUUUGUGGAAAAAGCAGUAAGUUCUGCCGUAUGGAAUAUUGUUACAGAUGUUUCUGUGAUGUAGGAAGUGUUUUU
Molecule: messenger RNA, 1248 nt
Organism: Linum tenue
Lineage: Eukaryota; Viridiplantae; Streptophyta; Magnoliopsida; Malpighiales; Linaceae
Source: the annotation of a GenBank genome assembly